Salvia miltiorrhiza (redroot sage) is the source of this 3443-nucleotide messenger RNA. RefSeq names its product putative disease resistance protein RGA3. Gene Ontology annotation, biological process: defense response to other organism. NCBI's taxonomy places the organism in Eukaryota, Viridiplantae, Streptophyta, Magnoliopsida, Lamiales, Lamiaceae. The record is from RefSeq and is a predicted model, not a curated record. Bases 370 to 2802 code for a protein of 810 amino acids. The transcript has a single exon. Gene Ontology annotation, molecular function: ADP binding.
ACGCGCAGUUUCCAUCAUUUCCAUUGUCGGGAUGGGGGAUUGGGGAAGACGACAUUGACUAGGAAAGUUUUCAAUCAUCUGAAGGAUGAGAAUCAGUUUGGAUUACAUAUUUGGGUGCAUGUUUCCCGAAAUUUUGAUGCAAUAACUCUUUUGAAGACAAUUCUCAAGAACUUAACUCCUUGUCAAGUUGAAAAUGCGAGCAAGGAAGAUAUUCUUGCAAAGCUUAAAGAAGCUUUGGAAGAUAAAACGUAUCUUCUUGUACUUGAUGAUGUAUGGAAUGAAGAUACUUCCAAAUGGGAAGAUUUUAUCAAUUCCUUGUUGGGAGUUAGUUUUGUUAAGGGAAAUGCAAUUGUUGUUACCACCAGAAGUAUGACGGUUACUUCAAUUGUGAAUCCACUUCAUACAUAUGAGUUGAAAGGCUUAUCGGAGGAAGAGUGUUGGUCAAUAAUCAAAGAAAAAACAUUCGGAAAAGAAGAUGUUCCGUCAGAAUUUGAGGCAAUUGGGACAAAGAUAGCAAUAAGGUGUCAAGGUUUGCCAUUAGCGGCCAACGUAGUUGGGGGAGUGCUGCGCAUUAAAUCUGAGGAAAAAUGGCUUUCAGUCGAGGAGAAAUGGCUUUCAGCCGAUGAAGGAGGAGAUAAUAUCAGAAAAAUAUUGAGACUGAGCUUCGAUAAUUUGUCUUUGCUAUUACUUAAGAAGUGCUUCGCUUACUGUGCGAUGUUUCCUAAAGGCUACCAAAUCAUCAAACAAGAACUGAUUGAGAUGUGGAUGGCAGAAGGUUUUCUUCAAGCUGAUGGUAGGGAUGACAUGGAGUCCGUGGGCGAAAAAUUUAUCAACCUUCUUCUGCACAACUCUUUACUGCAAGUUUCAAAGAGAGAUAUUUAUGGAAAUGUAAAGAAGUGUGGCAUGCACGAUCUUGUGCACGAUCUCGCUUGUUCUGUUUCGAGUUCGUCUAACAGUACAGGUGGUAGCAGCCGAGUUCGAUACAUAAUUCUCGGAGACAACUAUUGUGGAGACGAAUCAAAUCGUAUCCCAAAAGAAAUGGCAAAGUCUUUGCGUACAUUACUAAUAGCAUCCAAAGCUGAUAUUUCUGUCAACUUCUCAGACUUGGUAACAUCCAAAGGUGAUAUUUCUGAUAUUAACUUCUCAGACUUGGUGACAUCCAAAGGUGAUAUUUCUGAUAUCAACUUCUCAGACUUGGAAAGUUUGCAUGUUUUACAUCUUCACUCUGAAGUUAAAAAGCUGCCAAGUUCGAUUCGGAAGUUGAUACAUUUGAGAGAUUUUGACAUUUCAAAGACAAGUAUUGAAGUUUUGCCGGAUUGGAUUGGUGAAUUCUUACACUUGCAGACGUUGAGAGUAGAGUUAAGAUGGUUGAGAAAACUGCCAAGUACCAUUAAGUACUUGAUUAACUUGAGGCAUCUUUAUAUUAAUGAGUAUACAGAGUUGCCUAUGGGAAUUGGGAGAUUAACUUCUCUCCAAACGCUAACGCACUUUCCAGUGGGCGACCAGAAUGGCUGCAAGAUUGAAGAGCUUGGAAGUUUGAAUAAUCUUAAAGGAGAGUUACGGAUUCUCAAUCUCAAAACGGUUCAUGACAAGGAAGAGGCUUGGAAAGCGAAUUUAUUCAAAAAGUCAGAACUAUUGAAGUUGCGUUUGGAAUGGGAUAGAUAUGGCAGAAGAGAAGGUGGAACAUAUGAUGAGGAUGUAUUGGAAGGCCUUCAACCUCACUCAGAUCUGAGGGAGUUAGAGAUUUACAAUUACAAAGGCAAAAGAUUUCCAUUAUGGACUGAGAAGAUGUCAGUUCGAGAUGCGCCUCAAGGCUCUUGGGUGCUACUUAACAAGUUGAUGUCGUUAACACUCUGGAACUGCAAUGAAUGUGAAGAGAUCCCAAUGUUGGGACACUUGCCCAAUCUCAAGUCCCUUGAGUUGAGAUGGUUGAUCAAUUUGAAGUGUAUAAAUUCAUCACUCUAUGGAACUGUGAACAAGGACACGCGCAUUGUUUUUCCAGCUCUCGAGAGGUUGGAAUUGUAUUUUAUGCCUAAGCUGGCAGAGUGGGCAGAAAUAGAAAUUUCGGAUGGAAGUGAAGUGAAGCUAUUUCCUCGCCUCCAACAUUUGCAAAUUAUGUGGUGUAAGCAAUUGACGAGUGUUCCAAGUCAUGUCUCGUCAUGCCUUGAAGAAUUGAGGAUUGAGGAGAUCGGUGUAGAAUGUCUGCCAGCUGAUUGGUUAUUGAGUAACAGCGAGACUCUCUCGAAGUUGUAUAUAGAGGACUGCCGGAAUUUGAGAGAAAUAUCAGAUAGGUGGGGAGAAGAAGAAUCAGAAGGAAGAAGCUUCACAAUCACAUCCCUCCCUAAAUUCCCUCGUCUAGCAUUUGUGCAUAUUGAAGGCGUUCCUAAGUUAAGUUUGGAGACUGUGGAUGCCAUAUUGCAAGGAUGCUGCCACUCUCUUCAUAAGUUAUAUUUGAAGGGAAUGGAAAGUUGGGAAUGUAUGCCGGAAUCAGUUCAACAUCUUACAUCUCUUUAUGAGUUAUCCUUAGAGGAUUUUGGAAUGGAAGAGUUACCUGAAUGGUUGGGGAACCUCUCAUCUCUAAAGGAAUUGAAUUUAGAUAACUGCAAAAGGCUAAGGCGUCUACCAUCCAUGGAUGCAAUGCGGCGCCUCACAACAUUAAAAGUACUAUUUAUUGAAGAUUGCCCGGAAUUAGUGAUUGAAAGUGAGGCAACUGAUUCUGAAUGGCCCAAGCUUUCCCAUAUCCCCAGCAUCUACAUUGAUGGCUCCAAAUACGGUGACGUUGAGUAUCAAUAUCUUUUCUAGAAACAGUUGUAUGUGUAUUUUAUUUGAAUUUUUUUCUUCUAAUUAUCUGAAGUAGCCCUGUAAAAUCUACUAUCUUAUUCUAUGGAGUUUCUAAUUCAGUUGCUAUUAAUUUGGGGAUUGAGAUUUAUUUAUAAUUUUAUAUAUUUUUCUCUAAUUUCAACAAUGAAUGCUUUAGUUUAAUUUUGUUAUUAUUAAUUGGGCUUCAUUCCAUCUAAUUAGGGUGUAUAAUUAUUUUUAAUCAUUUAAUUUCUCUUUCAUUAGUUAAUAAUAGGUUGAAAAUUUCAAAAUUAUGGUAUAUAAUUUUAUAUAAAAUUAUUUUUUUUGAAAUAAAUAUUAAGAAUAAUUCAUAGUAUUAUAAUUUUAUUUUUAUAAAAAAUAUUAUUAAACUAAUAGAUAUAAGUAUGAGACAUAUAUAGUAUAUAAAAUUGUGGGACAAUUGAUCUCAUCCCUUAGUUUGUUGCUUAAACAAUAGGGGAUAAAUUAUUCUGAGUUUGUUUACUAUAUUUUUACAGCGACUUAUCAUCUUAGCUUUUUUUUCCAUUAAAUAAUUCUUUUUCGUAUUGAUACAGAAUAAAGUGAAAGAAGCAAACAUUGUGUUUGAGGUGCCUCCAAAGAAUUAGGAGGUGAAGGAAGCGAUCCAG